CCCGGUUAACCAUCCACAGCCAUGUCCGACGAAGAGGAAUACUCUGAGGAGGAGGAAGAGACUCAAGUUGAUACGAAGCCCAGGCAUUCUGUUGUUGUGGUGGAGGAGAAAGGAGAUCCAGAAUUUGUUAAGCGUCAAGAACAAAAGUCAUCUGCUCUAGAUGAACAGCUUAAAGAAUACAUUGCAGAAUGGCGCAAACAACGCGCAAAGGAGGAAGAGGACCUCAAACGGCUCAAGGAGAAACAAUCCAAACGCAAGGUGAUGCGAGCUGAUGAGGAGAAGCGCAUGGCCGAGCGUAAGAAACAAGAAGAGGAAAGGAGAGUCAGAGAGAUUGAGGAGAAGAAACAGAGAGAUAUUGAAGAGAAGAGACGACGUCUAGAGGAGGCUGAGAAGAAGCGCCAGGCCAUGAUGCAAGCCCUGAAGGAACAGAAACAACAGAAGGGGCCCAACUUCACCAUCCAGAAGAAGGAUCCAUCAUUCAAUUUGUCAUCUGCCCAAAUUGAAAGAAACAAGACCAAGGAGCAGCUUGAGGAAGAAAAGAAGAUCUCGCUCAGUUUCCGCAUUAAGCCUCUGGAUAUCGAGAACUUAGGCGUGGACAAACUGAAAACCAAGGCAACUGAACUCUGGGAUGCAAUCAUCAAGCUGGAAACAGAGAAGUACGACUUGGAAGAAAGGCAGAAGAGACAGGAUUAUGAUCUGAAAGAGCUGAAGGAGAGGCAGAAGCAACAGCUUCGCCACAAAGCCCAGAAGAGGGGCCUGGACCCAGAAGCUCUAACGGGCAAAUACCCCGCUUCAAGAUCUUAUGAUGACAAAAAGAAGCUCUUUGAAGGGGGAUGGGUGACAUUAAGUUCAGAGAGUAGUGAGAAAGUUUGGAAAUCCAAGUAUGACAUGUUUACCAAGAGAAGCAAGUCCAAGUUGCCCAAGUGGUUUGGUGAGCGGCCUGGCAAGAAGAGGGGUGACCCUGAGAGUCCAGAGGAAGAGGAGGUGAAGGCCGGUGUGGGCGUAGAUGAAGACCUGGAGGAACCGACUUUUGAACCUGAACCGGAGCCAGAGGAGGAAGCUGCUGAAGAGGAGGUUGAGGAAGAGGAGGAAGAAGAAGAAGAAGAAGAGGAGGAGGAAGAAGAAGAAGAAGAAGAGGAGGAGGAAUAAAAAACAGAUGCCAAGUUACAGGACAAGAAAUAUUAGUCCAACAUCACAAGUAAUGUGCCUGAGAACAGGAACACUGGGGCCUUAUAUUCUCAUCUUUCAAGUUGACGUCAAUCUGUGAUGAAGACACGCAAGUAACAGCAAUCAGGAAAAAACUUCACUGGAUUAAAAUCAUUUUAAUAUAUGUAUCAAAUCAAAUGUUAUUUCUCCAAUAAUUUUUUUUUUUGAAAUAAACUGAUGCAUAACACAUAUAGUUUAUCUAAAAUGAAAGUUUAAUUGUUCUGAAUGGCCCUUAUGUAUCAGUGGUUUCUGAUUAAAUGUCUAACUGAAGCCAGAUAU
Molecule: messenger RNA, 1485 nt
Organism: Zootermopsis nevadensis
Lineage: Eukaryota; Metazoa; Arthropoda; Insecta; Blattodea; Termopsidae
Source: RefSeq, a predicted model, not a curated record